This is a messenger RNA of Melanaphis sacchari, 2577 nucleotides long. Its product is annotated as glucose dehydrogenase [FAD, quinone]-like. The coding region runs from base 206 to 2071 and encodes 621 amino acids. The transcript is spliced from 2 exons. Gene Ontology annotation, molecular function: flavin adenine dinucleotide binding; oxidoreductase activity, acting on CH-OH group of donors. Lineage: Eukaryota; Metazoa; Arthropoda; Insecta; Hemiptera; Aphididae. The record is from RefSeq and is a predicted model, not a curated record.
CGGCAUUAGCAAUGGUAGUGGUAUUUAUAUUAUUGCUGCAAAAGAUUUAGAGGGAAAAAUAAACGGACGCGCUGCCGUGCGUUCGCACCCAAAGCGAUCGACAACGGCACUGCCAUCGAUCAAUAACUCGAGGACUGUGGAUCUCGGCGGUUUAGCUCGCAGCAUCAUAUUUUUGUUUUGUUUUUUCGUGUAUUUACAUUCCACAAUGAACGCCGCGAGUGUGGUAUUCACGGUGGUCGUGGUUACUCUGUCGUUAGCCGGGUCUGGUCACGGCAUGGCGUACACCGUGUUCCAGGCAGUGGUUGAAUAUUACCGGAAGCUGGGACCGGAACCAUUGGACGUGGUGCCGGACACGGAUUACGUGAAGCGGUAUUACGACUUCGUGGUGGUGGGCGCCGGUUCCGGUGGCUCGGUGGUGGCCAACCGGUUGACCGAGGUGGCCGGUUGGACGGUGCUACUGAUUGAAGCCGGCGGCGAGGAGAACCUCAUGACGGACAUACCGCUAUUGGUCAGCUACCUGAUCCGCAGCGGAUUCGACUGGGGCUAUCAGACCGAACCGCAGAACGGCAUAUGUGGGGCGAUGGAAGAUCGCAAAUGCCGAUGGCCACGGGGAAAAGUGAUGGGUGGCACCAGCGUUAUCAACUAUAUGGUGUACACGCGUGGCAUGCCGGACGAUUACGAUAACUGGGCCAGGUUGGGCAACGACGGAUGGAGUUACGCCGACGUGCUGCCGUACUUCAAGAAAUCGGAGGACGUCAGACAGAGUCCGAUGACCGAAUCGCCGUACCACGGCCGCGGUGGGUAUCUCAAGGUAGAGGAGCCCACGUGGAAGACCCAACUGGGCCCAGCAUUCUUACGCGCUGGCCGCGAGCUAGGCUACAACGCGCCAGUUGACCACAAUGGACCACGGCCGAUGGGCUUCUCGUACGUACUGGCCACGAUGGAUCGCGGCACCCGCUGUAGCGCGUCCAAAGCAUUUUUGCGGCCGAUCCGAAACAGACCGAACCUGUCCGUCACCAAACGGUCGCUAGUCACCAAGGUGCUCGUUGACCCGCACACCAAACGCGCCACCGGCGUCAGGUUCAUUAAAAACGGUCAGACCAUUGUGGUGCACGCGCGUAAGGAAGUAAUACUGAGUGCCGGCGCGCUCAAUACACCGCAGAUACUGAUGUUGUCCGGCAUAGGGCCGGCCGACCAUUUGGCUGAGGUCGGCGUGCCCUUAGUCAAGAACCUCAAGGUGGGCUACAACCUGCAGGACCACGUGUCCAUGGCCGGGCUAGUGUUCCUGGUCAACCAAUCGGUCACCAUCAUCGAGAGCCGAUACCGAAAUCCCAAGUACCUGCUCCAGUAUGCCAUCAAUGGCGAGGGCCCGUUCACUAUACCCGGUGGCGCGGAAGCUGUGGCGUUCACAUCCACGCGGUAUGCGACCAACGAGUUCGUGACACCCGACAUGGAACUAGUGUUCGGUCCCGGGGCGCUGACCGGUGACACGGGUGGAUCGUUGCGCCGGUUGUUAGGCAUGAACGAUACUUUCUACGAUAAGGUUUACGGCAAGUUCCGGGAACACGACGCUUGGGGUCUAGUGCCGAUCCUGCUCCGGCCCAAGAGUCGUGGACGCAUUAAGCUGAGAUCGGCCAAUCCGUUACACGCGCCACUUUUCUACGCCGGUUAUCUGACGGACAAACGGGAUAGACUAACUCUUGUCGAAGGAAUAAAACAGGCUAUCGCAGUGAGCAGAACUCCGUCAUUCCAAAAAUAUGGGUCUAGGUUAUUGCCGAUACCAUUCCCUGGCUGCGAACACGAGCUAUUCAUGUCAGAUGCGUAUUGGAUGUGCGCCACCGGACUAGUGUCUACCAAUCUGCAUCACCAGUCAGGCACUUGCAAGAUGGGACCGGAAACGGACCCGGAUGCCGUAGUGGACUCAAAACUCAGGGUGCGCGGUAUUAAAGGUCUCCGAGUGGUUGACACUUCUAUCAUACCCGUCAUACCAGCCGGGCACACCAAUGCGAUGGCUUUCAUGAUCGGCGAGAAAGCAUCCGACAUGAUCAAGAAAAACUGGCUCAAAUUAUAACGGAAACGACUGUGAUGCAUGAUAACAAUAUAACUGCAACACGUCUAUAAGCACCAUUCAUAUUUAUUAUAAUAUUAUAAAACAAUUAUUACUCAGUAGCCGGACCCAGUAUACCUAAGCGCAUUAUUGGUGUGCGAUAACUCUUCGUCAUUACAAGUUGUUGAGAAUGAGAGAAAUUUACUUAAAUCUGAUUUCGAUUUGUAAUUAACGUAGAAACGACUUUAAAUCGCUAUAUUAUGUACAUAGUUGCACAACCGUGCAUUUUAUAGUUCUAAUCAAUUCAUUUUAAUUUUUAAAAUCAUUUUGACUGUCACGUAUGCAUUAUAUUAUCAGAUUUAAUGAACAUAAUAUUAUAAAUGUAUACUAAGUAUAUUACAUAGGAUUCCUUUGAAGUUUAACGGCAUAAAAAUUACGAUUAGACAGAUGGUUAAAAAAAAGUCAUUUCAAUCUGAUAUAUUUACCUAAUAUAAUCUAUGUAUUAUGAUCUCACUCUAUUGAUAUUUUUA